AUGUUAACAAAAGUUGCAGCAACAUUAGGCUUGCUUUCCCUUGCUGCUUUCUCAUUUUUUGAAGCUGUUAAUGGUGCAAGACGACUCACAAGUGUAGGCUGUAACCCCUCUUCCUGCGGAAAUUUAACCAACAUCAGGUCCCCUUUCAGAUUAAAAGCCGACCCUCCCCAGUGUGGCAGUCCUUCCUAUGAACUGAUUUGCCAAAAUAACCGCACCUUUUUGAGCAAUAAUUUGGGUUUCUACGUUGCAGACAUCUUUUAUGAUGGCUCUGGAACAAUUCGAUUGGUGGAUCAGAGUCUGGACGCUAAACAAUGCUCCAUUCUUCCUAAAUCCCCUGUAUGCCGAGAAGUUACUGAUUUUAUCUAUUUUGUGAGUUGCCGAGCACCCAUGGCCUCUUCUCUCUACGUCGACGCCGCUCCUUGCGCGAACGCCUCCUCUCCCUACCCUUACUUUUAUGCUUUAUUUAGCGCCGACUCGCUGAACGCCACUGGUUUUGAUGAGUCUUGCACCGUGGAAAUCCAGGUGCCGAGACCCGUUCGGUUGCAGUCUUCUAACAUCAGCGCUCUGCGUCGUCUAUCUAUUUUCGAUAUUCACCGGGAGCUUCUCAUGGGUUAUGACGUGCCAUGGGCAUGCGCAUACACGCCCCGUUCCAGCAACAACAUCACACUUGCCAAAAUAUUAUGGCGGUUGAAGUUCAUCCUCUACAAUUACUUCAAUAGCUUUCGAAUAUUUUUUGCCCACGCCUUUCCAUCGCAGGACACUUAUAUUUAUUAUUACACUUCAAGGACUCAGGUUAUCUUCCUUAUUCUAACAGGAGUUGCUAUUGCUAUUAGAACUUUAAUCGGGGUUUCAAGCUUGAUUAUAGUUGUAGUAUUUAAGUUUCGCAGAAGACACUUGUGUGUGGAUGAUACAAUUGAAGAAUUUCUUCGAAUGCAAAACAAGUUAAUGCCCAUACGGUAUUCUUAUUCAGACAUAAAGAGAAUGACAGAAUCUUUUAAAGAUAAAUUAGGGCAGGGUGGUUUUGGAUCUGUAUUCAAAGGAAAGCUUCGAAGCGGUCAUCUUGUUGCAAUAAAGUUGUUAGAAUUGUCAAAAUCUCAAGGUCAAGAUUUUAUCAAUGAAGUUGCUACCAUUGGAAGGAUUCAUCAUGUUAAUGUGGUACGACUUGUUGGUUUUUGUGUAGAAGGAUCGAAACAAGCUCUUGUUUAUGAUUUUAUGCCAAAUAGUUCUUUAGAUAAGGUCAUAUUUUCAAAAGAAAAGGACAUCAGUUUGAGUUGGGAAAAAGUAUCUGAGAUUGCAAUCGGAGUGGCUCAAGGAAUAGAAUACUUGCACCAGGGAUGUGAUAUGCAGAUUUUACAUUUUGAUAUCAAACCACAUAACAUUCUUCUAGAUGAAAACUUCACUCCAAAAGUCUCAGAUUUUGGUCUUGCAAAAUUGCAUGCUAUAGAUAACAGUAUAGUGUCUCUCACUGCAGCACGAGGUACUCUCGGAUAUAUUGCUCCAGAAUUGUUUUACAAGAACAUUGGGAAUAUCACACAUAAGGCUGAUGUUUACAGUUUCGGAAUGUUGUUAAUGGAAAUGGCAGGAAGGAGAAGGAAUUUGAAUGCACAAGCCAGACAAUCUAGUGAAAUAUAUUUUCCUUCUUGGAUUUAUGACCGAUUUGAUAGAGGGGAGGAUUUAGAAGUCGAAGAUGCCACUGAGAGCCAAAAGAAAACUGUAAGGAAAAUGAUCAUAGUUGCUUUCUGGUGUAUACAAAUAAAGCCUACAGAUCGUCCUUCGAUGAGUGAGGUUUUGGAAAUGCUUGGAGGCGAUGUUGAGCUCCUUGAAAUACCUCCAAAGCCAUUUCUAUUAUCUAUGGAAAGAUCAUCUGAGGACUUUGAAGAUGAGCUCACCACAUCAGCCGAUGAUGCUACUACUACCAUGAGCAUGGAAGGGGCAGAGUAUAAUAUUCAUAGCUCAAAUGACUGACUGAGUUAGAGGAUCUGGCACUUCGAUCAGAUGGUUCUCCAUGAAGGAAAGGAAGCUAUUGCAUGAAACCAAACUUUGCUCUGUUCCAUAUAAGAGAUUGCUGUACAAGGUCUUCUGUCAAUCUUUCCUUGUGUUUUGUUAGACAUGUUGGUUGUAAGUUGUAUAAAUAGUGCAAAAACAAUGUUGAUGACAAAAUAAAAAUUUUGGUUGUAUAAAGAAUAUUUCAAAGCAGUUAGUUAUAUAUCCAUUGACUAAUGGAUUAAUUAAUUUAUUUAGUUUA
Molecule: messenger RNA, 2245 nt
Organism: Gossypium raimondii (Peruvian cotton)
Lineage: Eukaryota; Viridiplantae; Streptophyta; Magnoliopsida; Malvales; Malvaceae
Product: PR5-like receptor kinase
Exons: 5
Coding region: 1-1965 (654 amino acids)
Biological process (GO): protein phosphorylation
Molecular function (GO): protein kinase activity; polysaccharide binding; ATP binding
Source: RefSeq, a predicted model, not a curated record